This is a messenger RNA of Neohortaea acidophila, 2961 nucleotides long. RefSeq lists its product as uncharacterized. The record is from RefSeq and is a predicted model, not a curated record. The transcript has 2 exons. Lineage: Eukaryota; Fungi; Ascomycota; Dothideomycetes; Mycosphaerellales; Teratosphaeriaceae. Bases 1 to 2961 code for a protein of 986 amino acids. Gene Ontology annotation, cellular component: plasma membrane. Gene Ontology annotation, molecular function: calcium-activated cation channel activity.
AUGGACGGCACACCAGCUCGAGCUCUGUUACCCCGUCAGACUCAGGAUCCUACCGGUAGCUACGGCACGGGCAAUGAAUUCUUGAGCCUCCUUUCCUCGCCCUUUGACGUCAAGUUGGGAUGGAACUCCGUCCUCUCCGCCAUCAUCUUCUCCCUCGUCUUCACAGCCGUCAUCGUCGUUGGCUUCUGCUUCAUCCGCCCCUACAACAACGUCGUCUAUGCCCCGCGAGCGAAGCAUGCAGACAGCAAGCAUGCCCCCCCUCCCAUCGACAGAGGCCUGUUCGGCUGGAUUAAGACCCUCAUCAAGACGAAAGAGCCGGAAUUGGUGGAGAAGCUGGGAUUGGAUGCCGCAGUCUUCCUGCGCUUCCUUCGCAUGAUGCGCAACCUCUUCAUCACCUUGACAGUGGUGGGUUGCGGCAUCAUCAUCCCGGUGAACAUGAUCAGCUCGCCGAGCUCCGCCCUCUUCCUCAUCCGCUUCACACCAUCCUUCAUGUCCAAUAGCUCGCUUGCCUGGGCAUACGUCGUGGUGUCGUAUCUGUUCGAUGGCAUCAUCUUCUACUUCCUCUGGUACACCUACCGGAAUAUCCUCCGGCUGAGGAGAGCCUACUUCGAGACUCCUGAGUAUCAGCACAGUCUGCAUGCCCGGACAUUACUUCUGACAGACCUCCCACGAGCGCUUCGAAGUGAUGAGGGCAUUGUACAGAUUACCGAGCGUCUCGGGUCGGCCGGCGCUGCGCCUCGACCUGCCGUGGCUCGCAAUGUGCGAGACUUGCCAGAGCUGGUGGAAGAGCAUGAAGAGUCGGUGCGAGAAUUGGAGAAGGUGCUGGCGAAAUACCUCAAGAACCCCAACAAAUUACCCGCCAAACGACCAACAUGCAAGGCAUCGAAGAACGACAAAGCGUUCAAAUCCGGACAGCAAGUGGACGCCAUCGAAUACUUGACUCACCGCAUCAAAGAGCUCGAGGGCCAAGUCAAGGAGGUGCGCCUGUCCGUCGACCAGCGCAACCCAAUGUCGUACGGCUUUGCCUCCUACGACAGCAUCCCCGCCGCACACACGGCGGCCUAUGCUGCUCGCAAAGGAACACCCGAAAAGGCGAUUGUUCGACUAGCGCCCAAGCCGCAGGAUCUGAUCUGGAAGAAUCUGGCGAUGAUGAAGAAACAGCGAGACUGGCAGAACUUUAUCAAUAACCUUUGGGUCGCCCUCCUUACCGUCGCCUGGAUCGCACCCAACAUUCUAAUCGCGGUCUUCUUGUCCAACUUGGCCCAUCUGGGACUGGUCUGGCCCUCGUUUCAGAGAACCCUGUAUGCGCAUCCAACGUUUUGGGCGCUGGUACAGGGUAUUGCCUCGCCCGCCAUCACAACCGCCUUUUAUUACUUUCUGCCAGCCAUCAUGCGCAAGCUGGUCACCAGAGCAGGAGAUGUCACGAGAACGGGCAGGGAACGACACGUGCUCGAUAAGCUGUUCUCAUUCUUCAUCUUCAACAAUCUGGUUGUCUUUUCGCUCUUCUCCGCCAUUUGGGGCUUCGUCGCCGCCGUGAUUCAGGACAGCAACACGAAUGGACAGAAUGCCUGGGAUGCGAUCAAGAACAACAACCCUUUCGAUCGAAUCAUCCUCGCCCUCAUUACAGUCACACCCUACUGGUGCAGUUGGCUGCUCCAGCGGAAUUUGGGUGCGGCUAUCGACCUCGGCCAGCUGGUGUCGCUCACAUGGGGUUCCAUUUCUCGUCGCUUCCUGAGCCCUACACCCAGAGAGCUCAUUGAGCUCACGGCUCCCCAGCCGUUCCAAUACGCCGCCUAUUACAACUACUUCAUCUUUUACGCGGCAGUCGCUCUGUGUUUCGGCCUCCUGCAGCCCCUCGCCCUGGCCAUCACCGCGCUAUACUUUUCCCUCGACUCCUUCGCCAAGAAGUACAUGAUUAUGUACAUCUUCAUCACAAAGUACGAGUCGGGCGGCAUGUUCUGGAAAGCGCUUUUCGAUCGAAUGCUCAUCGCUACCGGCCUCGGAAACGUGGUCAUCGCUUGUUUGGUGGCGACAAAGGGCAGCAAUUGGAUUGCCAUGCUCGCAUCCAUGGUUCCUCUGCUAGGCCUGAUUGGGCUGUUCAAGUGGUAUUGCAUGCGGCAGUUCGACGACAAGAUCCAGUAUUACAGCAAAGGCACAGGCGUGGCGGAAGAGGGCUUGAUGAGCAGCGGCGACCGGAAACGGCGCGGAGGGGAUCGUGCGGGCGUACGCUUCGGCCAUCCCGCACUGUUCAAACCACUCAUGACUCCGAUGGUGUCGGCGAAAUCACAGCACAUGCUCAAACAAGUCUAUAGUGGACGAACAUCAAUGGACGAAAGCGGCAGAGUUGCCGGCUUCAGCGACGUGUACAUGGAGAACAUGGACUCCUCCAAACCGGGUAGGGCUGCGGAUCCGACUGCGCCUUUUGAAGUCGUCAGCGACAACCAGCUGGACUACGAGUACUGGAAGGAUAAGCCGGAGUUCCGCGACGAAGCUGGUGGGAAUGGAGAGCUCUUCGGUCGACCGCCCGAUAUGAGUCGUCCGGGCACCCCGAGCACACUCUACUCUGGCCACAAUCGAAUGAGCACCUUGGACUCCACUCCCUACCACAGCCGCGACCCGUCCCGCGAUGUCUACGGCCACACCCGAACUGACUCGGAUUCCGAGUAUGCGCAUGUGUACAAUGAAGACGUUGGCAUGGAAUACCCACAGGGCUAUCACCAGGCCCCUAAUAUACGAGAGCAGUCGCCGGUUGGAGCGAGAGCCGAGAGUCGCGAGCGCUUGGUCGCGAGUGCGGCGCGUAUGGGCAUGAGUCCGCCUCCGCCACCUCGAGUGUCUCGAGUGGCUGUUGGAUCGCGGCCGGGCAGUGCAUAUGGGCAAAUCCGAUCGGCGGGGCCCGAGACGCCGUAUUACUCCACUGAUGAAGAAACCUCUUAUGAUUAUUUCCGGAGGGGAAGGAUGUAG